This is a messenger RNA of Strigops habroptila (Kakapo), 4403 nucleotides long. It is a transcript of the gene NDRG4, whose product is annotated as NDRG family member 4. The record is from RefSeq and is a predicted model, not a curated record. The transcript is spliced from 16 exons. The coding region runs from base 599 to 2665 and encodes 688 amino acids. NCBI's taxonomy places the organism in Eukaryota, Metazoa, Chordata, Aves, Psittaciformes, Psittacidae. Gene Ontology annotation, biological process: positive regulation of ERK1 and ERK2 cascade; brain development; signal transduction. Gene Ontology annotation, cellular component: cytoplasm.
CAGCCAGGGCAGAGGGGGCAACCACCAGCAUCCACACCUCACGCAGAUGAUGAGGGUCCUGCGUCUUCCCCACUGUAGGACCAGCUCUCUCCAACCACCCCCAUGGCGGUGUUCACACCUCCUGGUUUUGCCUGACCCAAACAGCCACCCCACAACCUUGUGCUCUAGCCCAGUGAGCUUCCACCCCAGCAUCAAUAUGUGCAGGAUCAUCACUGCUCCAGUCAUGGCCUCCACUCCCCAGUAGUACAUCAGACACUAUGGCUAUCACCAUCCUCACUUGUUGGCACCACCCAUGGCCCUGCUGUGGAGACCCUCAUUACACAGGUACGCCUUAUCCUGGCACCACCUGAGGCCCUUGACCAUGACCAUCCUAUGCUCAGGGGAACCUGCACCUCCAUGCUCCAGAGGACCCCCAGGUACCUUGUCAUCCUUAUUCUUGUUUCUGGAUGCUCUCGGUUCCUUUGUCCCCACUCCCCAGACUCCCUAGACCUCUUGGCUGUAAUUACUCUGUUCUAGGUAGCACAGGUCCCUUCUUGUCCUAGAAGCCCCCCUGAUCAUCACCUUCCCCUGGUUUUGGGGACCCCCAGACCCUCUGGCCAUGGCCCCAUACCUGGGGCUCCCCAGGGCUUCCGCUGUCUGCUGCUCCUGGGGCUCCAUGACCACAGGGACCCCCUGGACCCAUUGGCCAUCAUGGUCCAGUGUUGGGACCUCCAUGGUUCACUACAGGGUGAUGUGUGCCCCCAGCGCUCCAUCUCCCGUUUACCCUCACCAGCGCUCCGUCUCCUGUCCCUCCCCCCCAGUGCUUCCUAUCCCGUUUACCCGCCCCCAGCACUACAUCUCCUGUGUCACCCCCAGCGCUACAUCUCGCCUGUACCCCCCCCAGUGCUACAUCUCCCGUUUACUCCUCCAGUGUUCCAUCUCCUGUGUCGCCCCCCAGCGCUCCAUCUUCUUUGUCCCCCCCAUCGCUCCAUCUUCCGUUUACCCCUCCCAGUGCUCUAUUUCCCGUGAACCCCCCCUAGCGCUCCAUAUCCCGUGUACCCCCCCAGCGCUACAUCUCCUGUGUCUCUCUCCAUCGCUCCAUCUCCCGUGUCGUCACCCCCGCCCUUCGUCUCCCGUGUACCCCUCCCAGUGUUCCAUCUCCCGUAUCCUCCCCCAGCGCUACAUCUCCCGUGUCCCCCUCCAGCUCGUCGUCUCCCGUGUACCCCCCCCCGUGUACGCCUUCCCUAGCAAUCCAUCUCCCGUUACGACGCCCCAGCGCUCCAUCUCCCGUUUAAUUCCCCCAUUCCCGGCCCGGGCCCAUUGUCCUCUUGGCACCCCUCGUUUCCGGCCCCGUUCCCACCCUCCGGCCCCGGCGAGGGGAGGAACCGGCCCGGCGGGGCUGUGCCCAGCCUCGCCCCAGCGCCGCCCUGCGCGCCCCGCACCGGCACCGGCACAGGCACCGGCACCGGCCCCGGCUCAGCUCGCUCCCGCCCGCCGGGUCCCGCCGACCGGGAUGAAGGUUCUCCGGCACAAGAUCGAGCUGCUGACAGGACUGCUGCUGCAGGAGAUGACCAUGGCGGGGCUGCAUGAGCUGCGCUUCACUGAGGAGAAGCCACUGCUGCGCGGCCAGGAUGCCGAGCUGGACAACUCGGAUGUCUUCCUCUCCACAGAGGACACGGACUGGAAGGAACAUGACAUUGAGACCCCCUAUGGGCUGCUACACGUGGUCAUCCGCGGCUCUCCCAAGGGGAAUCGCCCAGCCAUCCUGACAUACCACGACGUGGGCCUCAACCACAAGCUUUGCUUCAACACCUUCUUCAAUUAUGAGGACAUGCAGGAGAUCACAAAGCACUUUGUGGUGUGCCACGUGGACGCGCCGGGCCAGCAGACAGGAGCCUCGCAGUUCCCUCAGGGGUACCAGUACCCAUCCAUGGACCAGCUGGCUGCCAUGAUCCCCAGUGUGGUGCAGCACUUCGGGUUCAAGUAUGUGAUCGGGAUUGGUGUUGGGGCAGGAGCCUACGUGCUGGCCAAGUUUGCGCUCAUCUUCUCCGACCUGGUUGAAGGACUGGUCCUCAUGAACAUCGACCCCAAUGGCAAAGGCUGGAUUGACUGGGCAGCUGCCAAGCUCUCUGGCCUCACCAGCACGCUGCCGGACACUGUCCUGUCACACCUCUUCAGCCAGGAGGAGCUGAUGAACAACACGGAGCUGGUGCAGAGCUACCGGCAGCAGAUCAGCAGUGUGGUGAACCAGUUCAAUCUCCAGCUCUUCCUCAACAUGUACAACAGCCGCAGGGAUCUGGACAUCAACCGGCCUGGGACUGUGCCCAAUGCCAAGACACUGCGCUGCCCUGUGAUGCUGGUGGUCGGAGACAACGCACCUGCUGAAGAAGGGGUGGUGGAGUGUAACUCCAAGCUGGAUCCCACCAACACCACCUUCCUGAAGAUGGCUGACUCCGGUGGGCUGCCCCAGGUCACACAGCCCGGCAAGCUGACUGAGGCCUUCAAGUACUUUCUCCAGGGCAUGGGCUACAUGCCAUCUGCCAGCAUGACCCGGCUGGCGCGCUCCCGCACAGCCUCCCUCACCAGUGCCAGCUCGGUGGAUGGCACCCGUCCGCGUGCCUGCACCCACUCGGAGAGCACCGAGGCCAUGGGGCAGAUCAACCACACCAUGGAGGUAUCGUGCUGAGGUCCAUGCCUGCCGCCGACGUCUUCUCCAGAGCCAUCUCCUAUCCAUUAGCAUCCCACCAGCACCCGCCCGCCCUGUCAACAUCCUCCACCAGGGCCCUCGCUCCUUCGGGGUCAAUUUCUCUUCUUGGCCGUUGGCCUCAUCCCCUUGUCUGGUACCAGAGAAGGAGAGAGGCUUUGCAUCCUGGCCUUCAGCUUCUGGCUCCAUCCAGCGAUCACCAUGGUUCUCCAUCAGUCCUCACCCUCCCCAGCAUCGGCCUGGCUCUGGCUUGGGAGGGUGGGUGGCAGCGAGGACAGGAUGGGGGAGCAGGGGCGAGGUGGUGAGGUUUGGACAGGAUGGUGGGAUGGGAUGGGACAGCAGGACAUGGAGAGGACACAGGAGGUAGGUUGUUGCCCCAGUACCAACCAGUAUCUGGCCAAGCCAGAAGGAAGGCAGAGACAGGGAGUGGUGCUCACUGGGGGAGGUCACUGGGCCCUUCCCGGGGAUGGAGCUCCCAUUCUCACCACCAGUCCUCCUGAGGAGGGCUAGCACAGGAUCCCCAGCACACCCAGGACCUGCUGCCCUGGAGCUGGCCCAGGAUUGUGAGAAAUCACACCCCAAACUGCCCCCAUGCCCUGGUCAUGUACCCUGAGGGUUGCCUGGGAGCAGUGGGCUCAGCCCUGCUCCAGAAGCCAUCAGGGCAGGAGAGUGGCAUGGAGCCUCUGCCUCUGCUCUUGCCCAUGGUGGAACUUCCUUGGUCCCUUGUUGCAAGAAGGACAAUCACCACCUGCCACCACCACUACCCUGGGUUUGGGGAUAAAGGGGAGCUGUGCGCCCUGACUCACUCAGUCCCUGCCACACUGGCACUCCACCCCCAGCUCUUAGCCAGAGGCAACCAGGUUUGGGAUGUGACAUGGCAAAUCCCCCUCCAGUUUCACCACAGCCUGUGGGUGUCACCACAGUGGAGCCAUGAGCAAUAAGAUGAGACGCUCCCACCCCCCUCUGCAAUGCUGGGAUCCUUCAGCACUCUCUGCCCCGCAGGGUGCAUCACUGCAGAAUGCUGGCAGUGUGGGGAUGUGGGGAGCUCACCAGCGGCUGGCUUUGCCCACAGAGCUGGCCAGACCCAUAUUGGCCACCCCUGAACCCCACAUCCAUCCAGCAUCUUGCCUGCGCGCUGAGCGGGGCGUCUCUCAAGGGCUUGGCUCUCCUGAGCCAUGGGGCCCAUCCAGCCACUGGCUCCAGUGGAUCCAGUCUCUGCUGGGCAUGGAGAGCUGUGUCACUGCACAACCCACCCGGCCUCCGCUGCCAACCCUGCCCUGCCCCGUGCAGAGCCCGGGUCCUCCCGCACUAGGGGCAGUGGCAAAUGGGUGCUCAGGUCUUCAUGGUGAUUUGUGGGGGACUUGAGCAGGGACCUGGAGGGGACCCACAGGGUGCCACCAUCGAGGUGAGCAGAACCAGCCCCCAAAGUACCUGCCCCCAGGCCCCAUUCCCACUCUGCAGUGAAGGGCAUGGGGCUCCCAGCACACGUAUGAGGGCUUUUUGCCGUAAGACCCGUGCCCUGACCAUCCCUUAUCAAAUGGCCACCCCAAAACACCAGUGUCCUCAUCUGUCCCCUACCUGGUUCUGCCGUGUGCUUCCUUCUCAGUGUGACUCUGAAAGCUGCGUAGCUCCUUUUUACUGUAGAUACUGCUGUGAUCUCUUGUCUUCUCAGCAUGUCCUUCCAGAUGAUAUACAUAAAGAUAACUAUAUACAUGAUACA